Molecule: messenger RNA, 945 nt
Organism: Nanorana parkeri
Lineage: Eukaryota; Metazoa; Chordata; Amphibia; Anura; Dicroglossidae
Product: olfactory receptor 5V1-like
Exons: 1
Coding region: 1-945 (314 amino acids)
Biological process (GO): G protein-coupled receptor signaling pathway
Cellular component (GO): membrane
Molecular function (GO): G protein-coupled receptor activity; olfactory receptor activity
Source: RefSeq, a predicted model, not a curated record
AUGACCUGGAUAAACUGCACCCUACCAACAGAAUUCAUGCUUGUUGGCCUUUCUGAAAUUCCCAGUCUACAAAGCCUACUUUUUGUGAUGUUUUUUAGUAUUUAUAUUGUAACUUUACUUGGAAACAUAUGUAUUAUUUUUGCUUAUCAGUACAGCUCGAACCUCCACACCCCUAUGUACUUCUUCCUUGCCAACUUUUCCUUUUUGGACAUAUGUUACAUCUCAACGACUGUACCCAACAUGUUGUAUAACUUUCUUCAUGGGCACAAUGCAAUAUCUUUUUAUGGGUGUGUUGUACAGUUAUACUUUCUAAUGUUACUGGGCAGUACAGAGUGUUAUAUCCUAGCAGCCAUGGCCUAUGACCGCUACAAUGCAAUAUGCCGUCCUCUUCGUUACACAAUUAUUAUGAAUAAAGUUGCAUGUACAAACUAUGUGUUUGGGUCAUGGGUUAUUGGUAUAGGGAACUCUGUUAUACACACCACACUUACAUUCACCUUGCCAUUCUGUAGUUCAACCAAAAUUAAUUACUUUUUUUGUGAUAUCCCUCCCUUACUUAAUUUGGUUGAAGCUGAUACCAGCAUCAACGAACUUGCUACUUUUAUUAUCGGUGGCUUUGUCACCAUGGGUUCUCUUCUGCUGACGAUAAUUUCGUAUUCGAUGAUCAUCUCAACCAUUGUGAAGAUCAAUUCCAGCUCUGGACGGAAGAAAGCCUUUUCAACCUGUGUGUCUCAUUUUACCGUUGUCACUAUAUUUUACGGUUCUGGAAUUUUUAUAUACUUAAAACCAAAAUCAAAUUAUAUCAUGGACUACGACCGACUUGUGGCAGUCAUGUACACCGUCAUUGCACCGCUAUUAAACCCUUUUAUAUACAGUCUGAGGAAUAAUGAUGUUAAGGUGGCGGUUAGGAAGUUAGUCUGCGGGGGAGUAACUGCUCAUAAGUACUGA